AUGACACGAAUGACUCGUUACGCGAUCAUCAUACUGCUGCUUCUGUCCGUUUCAGCGUUCUCGGUGGAUAUAAAUGACGCUAACAAAUAUGUUCUCUUAAUUAAGGACGUUCACAAUUAUUACAAAACAUCCUGCAUCAUAAUCGUGUGUUCAAACAGCCAUACCAACUUCAAUCAAACGUCCUUGGCUUAUAUAUGGUUGCGGGCUUUCUCACAGCGAGGCAUCUUGACCAUGAUCCUAAGUUUUUCUCAACUGUCACGCGAGGCUAGAAAAUUCCAAGACUAUUUGACGCGCCCGUUGUACGUCGUCGCUCUUGCUACGAAGGAGACGAUGGAUGAAUUUUCGACGGCCACCAGACAGAUCGAUAUGUCUUUAUCCGUUUGGUUGUUGAUGUUUCUACCGUAUCGGGAAAAUCCCAUGCGAGACAUUUGUCAAAAUCCUGUCGGAAACCCGUUCAAUCUGAUGUUCAACACGGAGAUGCUGGUGCUCUGUUACGAUCUGCCGCUCCUAACAGAGUGGUACGCGUUACGCGAUAAUCAAACAAGAGUCUUCAACUUGGCUACCUGGCAAACUGGGCAAGGUUUGAAGCUCAAGACAACAAGUUCCUUGUAUGCGAGGAGAAACAACACGUUUGGGCAAACGAUGCGUAUAUCGAUCGUCCAGGAGUCUCCGUUCGUCGAGAUAAAGAACGGAAUUCUUUCGCACUUCUUCGGCAGAUUGAUCAGAGAGCUGAGUAAAUCGAUGAAUUUCAAGAUCGAAGUGACAAGCUCGAUGCUGAUAUAUGGUGAUUUGAACAAGGACGAUAAUACCUGGACAGGGGUGGUAGGCGAAGUAGCGUCGGACAGAGCUGACUUCGGCGUCGCAGAGUUCAGCAUGACUAAUCAUAGGCUGGACGUAGUUGACUUUACCUUGCCGCUAAUUUUGUCUCGCAAUAGAAUAUACUUUAAAAAACCUGAUGGCACAUAUAUACAAUGGUCCGCCUACUUUAAGACAUUCAAAGCAGACGUCUGGUCGAUGAUAAUAUUCGUGAUCGUGACCGCUCCAAUCUUUUUGACUCUCAUGAAGACGAGAGGUCGUAUCGUGAUGAGAAUUCUGGCGGAUAAUUACAUAUACGUUUGGGGGAUUUAUUGUCAGCAAGGAUUGUCAGGUAAUUGCAACAUAGAUACGAAGUGGAAUAUUCUCGCACGAAACCUCUCUCUUUCAGAAUUUCCAACCAAGUUCUCGAUGAGAUUGGCUUUCCUAUCGAUUUUCUUGUCGUCGUUGAUCAUUCUAUCCGCUUACUCCGCCUCGCUGACCAGUUUUUUGACAGUUUCUACGGUUACUUUGCCUUUCUCCACUAUGGAAGAGUUCGCUAAUUAUGGGUCGUACAAAUUAAUUACAUUCAGAAACAGUGCGGAUUACGACAUGAUAAUUGCUGCUAACAGCAGUUUAUUCGAGAAGGUGAAGAAAUUGAUAAAGGACAAGGAAGAUUUGCCUUUGACGGCUCACGAUGGCUUUCUACAGGUAUGUAACGAAAAAGUGGGAUUCUACAUAACCGAAGCGAUAAAGAACGCCAUCAGUAUACCGUGUGAAACUUCGUUUAUCGAUGCGGAUAGGGUCGACAGUUUGGCUCUAGUUUUGCAGAAACAUGGUCAAUAUACAGGAGUGGUGAAUUAUUAUUUACAACAAUUCAAAGAUAACGGAGUUCUGGCCAGAUUGAAGAAUACGUUUCUGGUAAUUGGAGAUUCUCCCGAGAAAGGGAACGUUACUGUUAAUUUGCAUGGAAUCGCACCUAUUUUAUCGGUUCUGGCUGGUGGAGCAAUUUUCAGUUGUCUGGUAUUGCUACUCGAAAAAAUAUACUAUAAUGUUUGGCGCAAUAAUUGCAGAGGAAUUUUUCAUUGCGUUUUAUGGCGGAAAUUCUUGAAUAGGCAACUGGUUGUAGAUUCGGUAGACAAGAAAAAACGAAUUGAGAAUCUCUCGGAAAAUAUACUUCAGUCUCAAGAGAAUCAACGAUCAGAUAUUUUUCGUAAUCAAAGUUCUUUCACGCAGUACAAAUAAAAUUUACUCUACUGCUAUUUAAAAAUUUAAUCUACCCCGUGGCUAUGACGAUAAUAUUCGCGUGGUCGUUGCCUAUCGAUAGAUCUCAGUAUAGUUAAUUUGUCACGUAUUCUCAUUCUAUGCGUGAAAUCACUUUCACUUUAUGCCGCAGUCGUAUCGCUAGAUCGCGAGUAAUUAGUUGCAAAUUUCCGUGUAUCGUCUCUCUCGCGUGUAUUUCAACGAGUCUUGAUGAUCUUGUCGAUCAUAAUCCUUCCUAAUUGCGUUAAUCGCCACCACUGUAAGCCGACUAAUAUUAAUUUAUGUAAUAAAAGGUAUACAAUUUUGUAACGUUUAUAGGCGAACUUUAUUAGAAAUACAGGAAAGUGUGAACUUCA
Molecule: messenger RNA, 2411 nt
Organism: Bombus terrestris (buff-tailed bumblebee)
Lineage: Eukaryota; Metazoa; Arthropoda; Insecta; Hymenoptera; Apidae
Product: glutamate receptor ionotropic, delta-2-like
Cellular component (GO): membrane
Molecular function (GO): glutamate-gated receptor activity
Source: RefSeq, a predicted model, not a curated record